AUGGCAGCCAAUUUACUGCAGCUUGAUCCAGGCGCAACAAGCAAGAUCAGUUCUUCAAGCAACAUCAAGUCUCCGAAGACAAAAUGUCCUGCUCCAUUUUUAUCCAAGACCUAUGACUUGAUAGAAGAAGGUCGUGCAGAUGGAGUUGUCGAUCAUCCUCAUGGCAAGAGAAUUGUUUCUUGGAAUGCAGACGGAGAUGGGUUUAUAGUAUGGUCUCCAGCUGAGUUCUCAGAGCUCACUUUACCCAGAUACUUCAAGCACAACAACUUCUCCAGCUUCAUUCGUCAGCUUAACACCUAU
This is a messenger RNA of Populus euphratica (Euphrates poplar), 300 nucleotides long. RefSeq names its product heat stress transcription factor B-1-like. The transcript has a single exon. The record is from RefSeq and is a predicted model, not a curated record. Gene Ontology annotation, biological process: regulation of transcription by RNA polymerase II. The annotation marks the transcript as partial. Lineage: Eukaryota; Viridiplantae; Streptophyta; Magnoliopsida; Malpighiales; Salicaceae. Gene Ontology annotation, molecular function: RNA polymerase II cis-regulatory region sequence-specific DNA binding; DNA-binding transcription factor activity. Gene Ontology annotation, cellular component: nucleus.